AUGAACUGCACUGAACUGUUUAUUCAUCUAAACUUCUCAAGAGGAUCACAAAAUGUGACCGCUUCGUCUCAGAUGGUAACUCUGCAGCUGAUGAAGUACUACCUAUAUGAUAUAGUUAUCCCCCUUGUCUGUGCCUUCGGAUUCGUUGGUAACAUUCUAAAUGUCGUCAUUUUCACAAAGAAGAAGAACAACAAGAUUCUUGAUGAAGUAGAAUAUUGUACAACGAUCUGUCUCGUGGCUUUGGCUGUUUCUGACAUGAUGUUUUGUCUGUGUACAUUUCCAAACGCGUUUCUACCGGACCGAGUCAGUUUCCACCGAUCUGAGUUUAUGUUGUUCUACAAGAUGUACAGUAUCGCAGUGAUCAGUACUUUUAUACUCAGUAGCACUCUGCUAACGGUGCUCACGGCAUUCAUGCGAUAUCUAGCAAUCUGUCAUCCAUUCCGUUCUCGUCAGUUUAUUUCUGUUAAAAUAACGGGGAUGGCCAUUCUGGUGAUUUGUGUGACAUCUGUAGGGUUCAACAUCCCGUCCCUGUGGGUUUUUAAACAGGAAAAUCUGCCCUGCUUUGUCUCGCAGGAAUAUGUUUCAACAACAAAAGGUGACUUAUUCAACAAUAUCAACUUUGUUUAUGCACACAAACUUUUGUGGGCCAUACUUGGAAAUUUUUUGCCGCUGGCUAUUUUGUUGUAUUGUAACAUAUGCCUAAUCAGGGCCUUGCAUCAGAGCAAACAGCUGCGACUUCUCCACAGCCGUGAUGAUACGACUUGUCUUUCCGCUCAUCGGCGAAUUAACAUCACUCUCAUCACAAUCAUCAUAUUUUUCUUCAUUCUCGUAGCCCCGAGCGAGAUCACAAAAUUUUUCUUCUAUAUAAUUAAGGAAUACCAGAGAGACAGACGUACCUAUGAAAUGGUAUCCAUGGUAACUAACACACUCCAGACUAUCAACUUUUCGGUAAAUUUCAUUCUUUAUUAUGUUAUCAUUGCCCCAUUUCGUAAAACUCUCCAUGAAUUUGUUUGUGCACUUCCUCGUCGGAGCACAGAAACUCGUGACCAUACCUCUAACAGUGGUAAACACACCAUAAUGCUACUUUCCAUUAAAGAACAGCAACAAAAUUGUAUGUAA
Ylistrum balloti is the source of this 1119-nucleotide messenger RNA. Its product is annotated as lysophosphatidic acid receptor 6-like. Lineage: Eukaryota; Metazoa; Mollusca; Bivalvia; Pectinida; Pectinidae. Gene Ontology annotation, biological process: G protein-coupled receptor signaling pathway. Gene Ontology annotation, cellular component: membrane. The transcript has a single exon. The coding region runs from base 1 to 1119 and encodes 372 amino acids. Gene Ontology annotation, molecular function: G protein-coupled receptor activity. The record is from RefSeq and is a predicted model, not a curated record.